Molecule: messenger RNA, 1182 nt
Organism: Paramecium tetraurelia
Lineage: Eukaryota; Ciliophora; Oligohymenophorea; Peniculida; Parameciidae
Exons: 4
Biological process (GO): proteasome-mediated ubiquitin-dependent protein catabolic process
Cellular component (GO): proteasome regulatory particle, base subcomplex
Molecular function (GO): ATP hydrolysis activity; ATP binding; proteasome-activating activity
Source: RefSeq, a predicted model, not a curated record
AUGAGCGAAAAGUAAAGUGUAAAGCAAUACAUCUAAGGGAAAUUGGAUCUUCUUGAAUUUAUGAUUGCUGAAAAAUAAGCAAAUGUGAAGAGACAAGAGGCAUAGAGAAACGAGUUAAAUAGUUUGGUGAGGUAAGUUAAGGAGGAAUUGUCAGCCAUGCAGGAGCCUCAUUCAUAUGUGGGUGAUGUUGUUAAAUAGAUGGGGAAGGAUAAAGUCUUAGUGAAAGUGAAUCCAGAAGGGAAAUAUGUUGUUACAUUAGACAAGUCCAUUAAGAUUGAAGAUUGCAAACCUAAUACUAGAGUUGCCUUGAAGAGUGAUUCAUAUGUUUUGCAUAAGAUUCUACCAACAAAGGUGGAUCCUUUAGUUUCAUUGAUGAAGGUAGAAAAAGUGCCAGAUUCAACCUAUGACAUGAUAGGUGGUUUGGAUCAAUAAGUGAAGGAAGUUAAGGAAGUCAUUGAAUUGCCUAUCAAACAUCCAGAAAUAUUUGAAAGUCUGGGAAUUGCUUAACCAAAAGGUGUAUUAUUAUAUGGACCACCAGGGACUGGAAAGACCUUGUUGGCUAGAGCCAUUGCACAUCAUACUGAUUGCACAUUUAUUAGAGUAAGUGGAUCAGAGUUGGUACAAAAGUAUAUUGGAGAAGGAGCUAGAAUGGUCAGAGAAUUGUUUGUUAUGGCUCGUCAGCAUUCACCAUGCUUAAUUUUUAUUGAUGAAGUAGAUUCAAUUGGAGGGGCUAGAAUGGAAGGAGAAAGAGGCGGAGAUUCAGAAGUGUAAAGAACUAUGCUGGAACUAUUAAAUUAACUUGAUGGAUUUGAAUCAACACAGACAAUCAAAAUUAUUAUGGCUACAAAUAGAAUUGACAUAUUGGAUUCGGCUCUAUUGAGACCUGGAAGAAUUGAUAGAAAGGUUGAAUUUCCUAAUCCUGGAGUUGAUGCAAGAUUGGAGAUUUUAAAAAUUCAUUCAAAAAAAAUGAAUUUGAUGAGGGGAAUCGAUUUAAGAAAGAUUGCAGAGGUGAUGCCAGGUGCUUCUGGUGCUGAAUCUAAGGCAGUUUGCACCGAAGCUGGAAUGUUUGCAUUAAGGGAACGAAGGAUUCAUGUCACAUAGGAGGAUUUCGAGAUGUCAGUGGCUAAGGUUAUGAAAAAGGAUAUUGAAAAGAAUAUGGCUAUCAAUAAAAUGCUUAAGUGA